AUGCAUUUAGCAGCGAAUGAAUCAUUAUUUUGGGGAACAUAUAGACCUAAUUUAUAUUUUGGAGUUAGACCAAGAUUACCCGAAUCUUUAUUAAGUGGAUUAAUGUGGUUUGGACUUGGGGAUUAUUAUUCACUAAAAAAUUUUAGACAUCAAUGCGAUCAGGCGGAUAAAAUGAAAGAGUAUAGCUAUAAGAAACAUGACGGAAGAAAUUUUGGAGUGCAAACUAUAACAGAUGAAUUAAUGAAAGGAUUACACCCACCACAACUUAAAGAUCUCAUAGAAAAUGAUAAUAAUGAGCCAAUUGUUAAACCAAAAACCAUACAAAAUGUUAAAAGUAUUCCAGCUAAGCCUUUAUUAACAUUUUGA
Molecule: messenger RNA, 366 nt
Organism: Entrophospora sp. SA101
Lineage: Eukaryota; Fungi; Glomeromycota; Glomeromycetes; Entrophosporales; Entrophosporaceae
Source: the annotation of a GenBank genome assembly